UUAUGCGAGUGACCCCUCCCACUCCUCGGAAUUAGCAAAGCGAGGCGCGCCGCCCUUCUCCCCCUCCGGCUCCGGCGAGAGGCGCGAGCGCAUGGCCCCUAGGGUUGCGCCGGCCAUGCGGGUGCUCCCCCUCGCGCUCGCCGCGGCCAUCUUCUUCGGGGUGGCCGCCAUCUUCAUCUACCUCUCCGGCCUCUCCUCAUAUGGCAGCGGUCGGCUCUCGGAGUCGGACUUGGCGGCGCUCGCCGCGCUGCAGGGCCGCUUUAGCAAGUGCGUGGAUGCAAAUGGGCUAGGACUGAAAGCGAUGAGUGGUAAGGACUACUGCAGAGUUGUGAUACAAUACCCAAGCAACACAGUUUCUAAGUGGACGGAUCCGAACACUGGACAGGUUGAAGGUUUGUCAUUUGAGUUCAAUCUGUGCGAAGCUGUGGCCUCAUGGGAGCAGGUUCGAAACAGUACAACAGUACUCACAAAGGAGUACAUUGAUGCUUUGCCAAAUGGCUGGGAGGAGUAUGCAUGGCGCAGGAUCAACAAAGGAAUCCUUCUUAAUAAGUGCCACAACAGAACCCUUUGCAUGGAGAAGCUCUCGCUAGUUCUACCUGAGACAUCACCAUAUGUGCCUCGCCAAUUUGGUAGGUGUGCUGUUGUUGGGAACUCUGGCGAUCUUCUUAAAACUACAUUUGGGGAUGAAAUUGAUUCUUAUGAUGCUGUCUUCAGAGAAAAUGGCGCGCCCAUCCAGAAUUACACCGAGUAUGUCGGUACGAAGAGUACAUUUCGCCUUCUGAACAGAGGAUCUGCAAAGGCACUGGACAAAGUUGUUGAGUUAGAUGAAACAAAAAAGGAGAUAUUGAUCAUUAAGACGACAAUACAUGAUAUCAUGAACCAAAUGAUUCGGGAAGUUCCAAUAACCAAUCCAGUAUACCUCAUGCUAGGCACAUCAUCAUCAUUUGGUUCGUCCGCUAAAGGAACUGGGGUUAAAGCUCUUGAAUUUGCUCUCUCUAUCUGUGACAGUGUUGACAUGUAUGGCUUCACAGUAGACCCAGGUUACAAGGAAUGGACAAGGUACUUUUCUGAGGCCAGAAAGGGUCACACGCCACUUCAUGGUAGAGCUUAUUAUCAAAUGAUGGAAUGUCUUGGUCUGGUAAAAAUCCACUCACCGAUGCGAGGUGAUCCGGGCAGGUCAGUGAAAUGGCUGCCUACCAAGGAUAUCAUUGAAGCUGCUAGAGUUGCCUCUGAGAAAUUGUUGAGGAGACCUGGGGCUGGAAGCGAUGGCCCUCUGGGGACUUGCACCAUGAUAAAGAAGCGCGAGAAAGGAAAGGCACCAAACAGAUCCGAUCUGCGAGAUGCUGCCAUGAAGCACCUUGAGUACAUGAAAGGUACCACCAGGUAUCCCUUGGAGCGCAGUGCCGGAGGUGGGUACCUCUGCAUGAUUAACGAUAGAUAGGACCACGGCGGUUCAGAGUCCAUUAGAUGUAGAAGAUGGAUGGGGAGGCUGAACAAAACACAAUAGAAGUCACGGCACCAUUAAACAGUAAGAUCAGACGAGCUAUUUGGUGUCAGUUGAAGUGGUGCGACAGUUUUGAAGGAAUUUCGGAGCGGAUAGGUUAGAUGCGGUUUUGGUACAUGGCAGUAUGAGUAACAGAGCAUGGUUUGCAACGUGUGUCAAACGGUUUACAUGUCAUGUUUGUGUGUGUAGCGGAAUGAACAGAUCAUAAGUGCUGGUUUAUCCGAUGUGCUGUGGGAGAGGAAAUUCAUUGUUUGUCCGAUGUGCUGCUA
Panicum hallii is the source of this 1773-nucleotide messenger RNA. RefSeq names its product sialyltransferase-like protein 4. The record is from RefSeq and is a predicted model, not a curated record. Gene Ontology annotation, molecular function: sialyltransferase activity. The transcript has 12 exons. NCBI's taxonomy places the organism in Eukaryota, Viridiplantae, Streptophyta, Magnoliopsida, Poales, Poaceae. The coding region runs from base 92 to 1441 and encodes 449 amino acids.